UACAUUGCGCGAUGCUCUAGAAACUGUUCGGCAAGAAUUAGAGACGACGGCAAAAGAACAUAUUGGUCUUUCUCAGAAAAUAAAAGUUGAACUUGAACAAGAAUUAUCAGACUUUAUUACGAAGCAAAGAGAGAAGAGAAAACUGCAACAAAGUGUUGUAGAAAAAAGCCUGAGAAAUAAGCAAACGCAAAUUUCUUCUGUCCAAAAGGCAAGAGAAAAAUAUGAAUCAGAGUGCUUAAAGUUACCAGGAUUAUUGGAAUCUAAGAAAACAGUUGUGGGAAAGGAUUUGGAAAAGUUAAGUCUAAAGAUUGAAAAAACACAGUUGGCUGCAAAAGCUGCUGAUCAAGAAUAUAUGCAAAUGGUUAAAAUUGCUACCGAUGCAACUCAGAAGUGGAAUGAUGAUUGGAGGUUAGCAUGUGAAAAAUUCCAAUAUUUAGAGGAGGAUAGAAUUGAAUUUUUGAAACAAGAAUUAUGGAAUUAUGCGAAUCUAAUAUCAUCUAUUUGUGUGGUUGAUGAUGAGUCUUGUGAACGUAUUAGAGUGUGUUUGGAAAAUUGUAAUGUGGAUAAAGAUAUUCAAACUUUCAUUAAAGAGCAUGCUACAGGACCGGAAAUACCAGGUGAAAAUGGUACACGUUAUAAAAGAGCAUCUUAUGAAAGAACUUCUAUGGAAUAUAAAAAUAAUGUGUUACCUCCAGGCACUGAUCAACCUAUAGGAAAUUCUCAAAACACGAAUUAUAACUUGAUAUCAUCGACAAACUCAAAUCAGUCUUCUCAGGAGAAUGGAAUGAAUUAUAAAACUUUAUACAAUUUUCUUCCCGUUGAAAAAAGUAGUAGGGCUACUUUAUAUGCCAAUACUUCAUCUGCCUCCCCACAUGGUACAAUUAAAGAUUCUGUACUUCCACAAACUCCUAUCGAGGAAAUAGAAGAACCUGAUCCUAUUGAUCCAAGGCAACAAACAAUCCUUGCGGUUGGCGAGAAUAUGCUUGAAGUACAAACUACAAAUGAAGAUUCAAUGAUAGAAAAUGACCUCAAAUCGGGCUCUUCAUCACCAAUAGCAAACACAGUAGAAUCUGUUGAAGAUAUGCCUCAAUUAAAUAAUCAACAAACCGUACUUGAUCGUAUGGAAAAA
Scutellospora calospora is the source of this 1129-nucleotide messenger RNA. Lineage: Eukaryota; Fungi; Glomeromycota; Glomeromycetes; Diversisporales; Gigasporaceae. The record is from the annotation of a GenBank genome assembly.